This is a messenger RNA of Gambusia affinis (western mosquitofish), 3611 nucleotides long. RefSeq names its product N-acetyltransferase 15 (GCN5-related, putative) (gene naa60). Gene Ontology annotation, cellular component: Golgi membrane. NCBI's taxonomy places the organism in Eukaryota, Metazoa, Chordata, Actinopteri, Cyprinodontiformes, Poeciliidae. Gene Ontology annotation, biological process: N-terminal peptidyl-methionine acetylation. The transcript has 6 exons. Bases 247 to 975 code for a protein of 242 amino acids. The record is from RefSeq and is a predicted model, not a curated record. Gene Ontology annotation, molecular function: protein-N-terminal amino-acid acetyltransferase activity; histone acetyltransferase activity.
GUAGUAGAAGAAGAAGCCUUGCCUGUCAGGUUACAAACAGGAAGAAAACAUCCAGUUGUUGUCCGAGCCAGGGACUGGGGUAGUAUCUUGCGUUCGAGUGGCUCCGGAAUGAGGCGACUUUGAGGGUUGGAAACCAGCCGAGGUGUUACCAUGGUGUGUCCGAAGUAGUGACAGAACCGACUGAUAGCACGGGAAUUCAGUGCUGCUCCACUUUCCUCCGGGUACGACUGUUGAAACGAGGUGUGAAUGAGUGACGUGGUGCCUCCCACAGCUCUCAGUGAAGUCCAGCUCCGCUUCCUUUGUCACGAUGACAUAGAGAAUGUCAAACUGCUGUGUGGUGAUUGGUUCCCCAUCGAGUACCCAGACUCAUGGUAUCAAGAUAUCACCUCCAACAAGAAGUUCUUCUCCCUCGCUGCCACCUUCAGAGGAAACAUCGUGGGAAUGAUCGUGGCCGAGAUCAAAAGCCGGACCAAAGUACACAAGGAGGAUGGAGACAUCCUGGCUUCCAGUUUUCCUGUGGACACACAGGUCGCCUACAUCCUCAGCCUGGGAGUGGUCAAAGAGUUCAGGAAACACGGCAUAGGCUCCCUACUGCUGGACAGUUUGAAGGAGCACAUCUCGACGACCGCUCAGGACCACUGCAAGGCCAUCUACCUGCACGUCCUCACCACCAACAACACUGCCAUCCACUUCUAUGAGAACAGGGACUUCAGGCAGCACCACUACCUUCCCUACUACUACUCCAUACGCGGCGUCCUCAAAGACGGAUUCACAUAUGUGCUCUACAUUAACGGCGGUCAUCCACCCUGGACAAUAUUUGACUACAUCCAGCACAUCGGCUCCACCCUGGCCAGCCUGAGCCCCUGCUCCAUCCCACAGAGGCUGUACCGCCAGGCCCAGUCGCUGCUGCGCUCUCUGCUCCCCUGGUCCAACAUUGCCUCCAAAACCGGCAUACAGUACAGCAGAACCAUGUGACGUGGGACAGAGGAGGGCCGUUCACGACGGGAGCCGCACCUGCGCCGUCUUUGUCAUCGUCUCGCCCUUUUUAUCUGUUUUCUGUUUUUUUAGGAGCUCGGCCGUCCUCGCCAGUCUUCCCCCUCCGCUGUACAGACCAAGUUCAACCACAUUCUCAAUCUCUUCCGGCUUCCCUCUUCCUGCGUGCAUGACAACGGACUCAGGUUAAGCAUCCCCUCGUUCCCGCGCCAGAUCCUUGCCUUGUCCAUUCAAAACAUGUUUGGCGCCGAGCCUGCAGAUUCACCGGGUCGUAUUGAUACAGUAGUUCCAGGUGAUUUUAGAGGUAUUCGCUUCCGAGGUAUUCUUCUUCCCGUUACUUGGAUGUAGUCAUGAACCACUCAGGUUACCCUGCCUGUAACCUGUGUUUACCCCGUCACUCCACAGCUGAGCCAAUCCAGAUUGACUUUGAGGGCAGACAGCGGAGCUAAAGGUCAGAUAAUGACACGCAGAGGUCAGGAGAGGUCGUACCGUGAGACUGAAAUGAUGGCGCGCACACACCAGGAACCACAGAGAGAGACUGAAGUUUUAUGUCUCUUUUCAUCUUGUCAACUACUGUCAGAUACUAUGUAUUCUAUUUGUAUAUAUUAUAUUUAGCUAAUAUAUGAAUUUAUCUUAAUAUGUAUGUUGAUUCUAUUGUAUGUCGUUAUUUGGGCUGAGUUUGACGAUGACACAUUCUUGUCCUGUUUUUCCUGGGGUUUUUUUUUUAAGUCUGGAUUUAAGUCUCAAUCAUUCACAGUUUUGUAAAAUUGACACUUAAAAGCAAAUUUUAUUGAUGAGAUUAUCGUAAUGUGAUUGAAAUAAAUUUGAUUCGACGAAAGUAGCUUUUUGAAACCAUUUAAGUUUUCUAGGGGUGCACCGAUUGCAGUUUUCUGGCCGAUCCAUGAUGGGCAAUAUUUUAAAAAUAAUCUGACCUGCCCAUUCUUAUUUUGGCCGAUCCAGAUUGGUUUUUGUCUGAAAUGUUGCUAAAUAUUGCAACAUUUUUAGGCCUUUUGAAGAGGUAUACAAGAUCGGCUUCGCAUGUAAGUAUCGGCCGAUCUCCCAAAAUUAAGGAAAUCGGUGCGCUCCUAAAAUUUUUCCCUGCAAACACUCAUUGAAAUGAGUCUUUUAUUAGAAUACGGUAACACUGUAGUUGAGUUCAUUAUGACCCAAAGUGGGUCCUGGAGGGCCGGCCUCCCGCAUGUUUUAGUUCUCUCCCUGGUUUAACGCACCUGGAUCCAAUCAUGGCUCGUUAGAAGGCGUAAGGAGAACAUUGACAUGGUGAACAGGUUGUUGUUGCCAGCAGGGAGAGAACUAAAACAUUCAGGAUGCCGCCCCUUUGGGCCCUCUUUAGGCCCCCUUUCGGCCCCCCUGUUCUAUUGCUAUACAUUCUGACCACUGAACGAUAACGCAGAGCUGUUUAAAGAAACGCUCUCAACCUUAAAAUCGUCCAAACACAGUCCUUCUUUUAGAAAUUUUAAAAGCUCACUGAGUGCUGUCUUGUUUUUUUAUUAUUAUUAUUAUUAUUAUUAUUAUUUUUAUUUGCCUCUUUAUUGCUGCUAAUAUGAAGAAAUUUCCAAAUGUGAAAAAAUUUCUGUCUGUGCAGAUUUUUAAAAAAGAAAAGAAAAAGAAAACGUCCCGGUUUAGAUUUUUAUGUCAGCCUGUGAAAGAGAUUAGAAAAUACACCCACUUUCUGUUCCUGCACACGUGCAGCAGGUUUGUGUUUUUGUGUGUUUAUUUAUCAGCACCGGCUGUUUUUUUUAUGUUUCGUUCCAUUUGAAUCAGAAGUAAGAAUUCGGAAUGACGUCAAAAAAAUCCAAAAACACAAAGGAUUAGUCUGUAGGAUCUCACUUUAGUUAAUAUGUUACUCACAGCAGAUAACUCCAAUCUCAAAAUGUCAAAAAUAAUUUAUGUGAGAGAUGUCUUAUGAAUCUUUAAUUUGUUACCACUGGGCGAUUAUUUAGCCAGAAGCCAAUGAUUACACACAGGAAAUUGAGGCAGCGCGCCUCCAAUGAUCUUCCUGCUUGAAACGCACACUGUGAAUGAUUAUUUGUUGUGUUUAUUGAUCAAACUGUUUAUCCCGCUGCAGCAUACUCAUUAACAGAGAGAGAUAAACUCCUAUUAGUCCAAAUGUGGCUCUCACUACUGCAGUCGCCACAUUUUAUGCGUUAGCUGGCAAAUCAAGUUUUGAGGUUUGGUUCAGUGAGAAAUUUUUACCCUCCAAAUUUCUGUCUCUAUUUUCACAGGGUUUUUUUAAAUUUUUUUUUUAUUAAUAUUGUUUUUUCAAUCUCGACUCGCGGGUUCAAAUGGAGCACAUGUAAGUGCCAAAUGCUAACAGUGACUUUGGGAAGCAACGCCGCAGUUUCUCAGUUUUAUUCUGUUCUGCUGGACUUGAGAGGGAUUUUUACACCCUGGAGCUGAUGGAUCAUCCAGUGAGCGAAUAAUCGAUUGUUUUUUUUUUUUAACUUGAUAUAGUACUGAGUUGAGGUAUGGGUGGCAGUGUGCAAAAAUGAAAGUUCUUUGUGGAAAUCUUAACAUUUCUCACUUUCCCUGCCCUGUGGGAGGUGAUGCAAGUUCUUUGCAGACAUUGUUUAUGCAAUAAAUCUGUUUCAUUUCAGUUA